AUUCGAGAUGUCGCGAUUCAUAGCGUCGACUAACAUCCGGCCACGUUAAAAUAGAUUAUUUGAAGUAAAUUUUGUCUGGGAGUCGACUAUUCCGUCGCAAAUACGAUUUGCUGAGAGAAUUGUAGUUCGUAGAAGGUGUGUGUAAAUGUGUGUUUAAUAAUAAUUAGAUAAAUUAAAUGAAACGGAGAAUGGAUUACUGGUCGACAUGGAUGCUUAUUGUUUCAAUACUUUUUCACACUGUUUUACUUACGGGUGGCGUCGAGUUAAGCUUCGAAUUGUCUGAUAAUGCAAAAGAAUGUUUUUAUCAAGAAAUUGAAAAGAAUGUUUCUUCGACGCUUGAAUUUCAGGUUGUGACCGGUGGCCAAUAUGAUGUAGAUGUUACAUUAGAGGCACCGAACAAAGAAAUCAUUUAUAAACAAGUAAAAACACAAUUUGACUCUCAUCCAUUCGUACCAACUAUGUCAGGAGUAUAUAAAGUAUGUUUUAGUAAUGAGUUUUCUACGUUCUCUCAUAAGCUUGUAUAUAUGGAUUUCCAAGUUGGAAAUGAAUUACCACUUCCCGGUCUUGGAGAACAUGUCACUGUUAUGACUCAAAUGGAGUCAUCGGCACAAGUAGUGCAUGAAAAUCUAAAUAAUAUUCUUGAUUACCAAACGCAUCAUCGAUUAAGAGAAGCUCAAGGCCGUAAACGAGCUGAAGAUUUAAAUGAACGGGUCUUAUGGUGGUCCUUGAUGGAAACCGUUGCUAUUAUUGUUAUUUUUAUAGGACAAGUGUACAUUCUCAAGAACCUCUUCACAGAAAGGAAACCCUACCAAAGGAUUUAGCAAGAUGUAAGAAAUUUUUGUUACUUGUGGCUGAAAUAAAAAGGCAACAUAUCCAUCUAAAUAAUCUGGUCAGUGGUGAUACACACUCGAGAACUUUGGAUGUUGUCAUGAUUGUUA
Molecule: messenger RNA, 938 nt
Organism: Vespula vulgaris
Lineage: Eukaryota; Metazoa; Arthropoda; Insecta; Hymenoptera; Vespidae
Product: transmembrane emp24 domain-containing protein 3
Exons: 3
Coding region: 177-821 (214 amino acids)
Biological process (GO): intracellular protein transport; endoplasmic reticulum to Golgi vesicle-mediated transport; Golgi organization
Cellular component (GO): COPII-coated ER to Golgi transport vesicle; endoplasmic reticulum-Golgi intermediate compartment; endoplasmic reticulum
Source: RefSeq, a predicted model, not a curated record